AACUUGUUAAUCUUUUCCAUAAUUCCUGGAAAGGAUGGAAGAUCCUCAUCCGAUAUGCAAGAAGAUACCAGACCUCGUCGCCUCCUUCGUUGACACAUUCGUCGAUUUCUCUGUUAGUGGCAUCUUCUUGCCCCCUUCUAACCCGAAUUCCAAUUCUUAUGCUGGCUCUCCCUCUGAUCCUCUGCCUGCAUCUUCAACGUUGCGGACCCAUUACCCAGCCCCGGACCGUCUGAUCGCUAUCGGUGAUCUUCACGGCGAUUUGGAGAAGUCCAAACAGGCAUUUCGCCUGGCCGGAUUGAUUGACAGGUCCGAUCGAUGGACCGGUGGAUCAGCAGGAGUGGUCCAGGUCGGCGACGUGUUCGAUCGUGGCGGCGAGGAGCUCAAGAUCCUUUAUUUCCUCGAGAAAUUGAAGCGGGAGGCUGAGAGGAAUGGUGGGUAUUUGAUAACCCUGAACGGGAACCAUGAGAUCAUGAAUGUGGAGGGUGACUUUAGGUAUGUGACGAAGGAGGGGGUCGAGGAAUUUAGGGAUUGGGGGUUUUGGUUUCUUGCGGGAAACAAAAUUAAGGGUUUAUGCAAUGGUUUGGAGAAGCAGAAGGAUGUAUUUCGAGGGAUUCCUUCGGUUAUCCGCAAUGUAAAAGAAGAAGAGUAUUGGCCUGGUUUCCGGGCAAGGAGUGCUGCACUGAGGCCAGAUGGGCCUAUUGCGAGGCGGUUUUUGUCGAAGAAUUUGACUGUUGUAGUUGUUGGGGAUUCUGUUUUCGUACAUGGAGGGCUCUUGGAUGGUCAUGUCAAAUACGGAUUGGAGAAGAUCAAUGAGGAGGUGAGGAAUUGGCUAAAUGGGUUGAUGGGGAAAUCGGCACCGAAAUAUUGCAAAGGGUGGGAUGCAGUGGUUUGGUUGCGGAAGUUCUCUGAUGACUCUGCGAGAAGAUGUGAUUGUAUUGCACUUGAAGAAGUUCUGGCUACCAUCCCUGGUGCUAAGAGGAUGAUCAUGGGUCACACCAUUCAGGAGUUCGGGAUCAGUCAUGCUUGUAGUAAUAGGGCAAUUAGAAUUGAUGUUGGUAUGUCAAAGGGGUGCAUCAAUGGCCUGCCUGAAGUUUUGGAGAUUAAUGGGACCUCUGAGCCGCGAGUGCUAAGCUCCAAUCCUUUGUAUCAGAACAACUAUAAACCAUAUUGGGAUGCUGAUAGGAAGGAAGGAUUGGGGUUGUUGCUUCCAGAACAUGGACCAAAGCCAGUGGAAGUGAAGGCUUAAGGAGUUGGGUAUUUUAACCUUAAACUGCUAAUUUGCUGAACAUCUAUGAUAUCUCACAGAAAAGAUGACUGGGCAAUUUGGCUCUAUGUUCAGUGCAUUUGGCCCCUGGCCUUGCAUUGACCUAAGCCUUGUGCACUGGGAAUUUGUUUUUGGAUAGACAUUGUUUGUUAGACUAGCAUUUAUAAAACAUUGUUCAUCAGCAAUCCUAAUGAUAUAAAAUUGCUGAAUGCAAAGACUGCUAGUAAAUUGUGACUGCUGAUGUUUCAAUUUCUUUUUAUAUUGUUUGUGCUAA
Molecule: messenger RNA, 1538 nt
Organism: Tripterygium wilfordii
Lineage: Eukaryota; Viridiplantae; Streptophyta; Magnoliopsida; Celastrales; Celastraceae
Product: shewanella-like protein phosphatase 2
Exons: 1
Coding region: 35-1246 (403 amino acids)
Molecular function (GO): hydrolase activity
Source: RefSeq, a predicted model, not a curated record